This is a messenger RNA of Caenorhabditis sp. 36 PRJEB53466, 7316 nucleotides long. NCBI's taxonomy places the organism in Eukaryota, Metazoa, Nematoda, Chromadorea, Rhabditida, Rhabditidae. The record is from the annotation of a GenBank genome assembly.
AUGCCCAUAUUCCGAAGGCACAAAACGCGUCGCGAUCGCUCAUCAGUAAGUACCGGCUCGGUUUUUUUUUACUUUAAACUAAUGUUUUUUGAGAAAGUGUUUUAAAGUGCGGUAACAUUGCCAAAAACCCGUAUCGGUGUUGCAAUCAGCCAUUUUUGAACAAAAAUUUAGAUAAAUUUCCGGAGAAUUUCACGGUUCCUUGUUGCAUAUCUGGUGUUUCUCUUUCUUCACUUCACUCCACUUCCGGUUCAACUUUCCGUUCUCUUCCACUCUGGAAGAUUCUAGAAGAUGCACUUGUUGAUAGUUCACCAGUUGAUCGCAUAAUUCAAAUUACGGGGUUGGUGUGCUCUGCGCCGUCGUCGAAAACCGCCUCCUCACGCCUUCCGGUAGCGUGAAUUCUCUUCAGCGCCCACAUUUCUUGUCAAGUCUCUGCCGUGCUCCGUCUUUCGCUUCUGAACAUCCGCCCUCGUCCGAGUUUUUCGAAACGCCACGCAAAAACAAGAAAAUGAGAAACUGGCGUUGAUAGACAAGACAAGUUUUCACGUUUUCGUCGCCGCCGUCGACCGAAGCUCGAGCCAUCUAAUUUCGGGUUAAACUCGUGUCUGACGCCGUCAUUCCGACAUCGACUUUUGCCUGUUUCCCUUGUUGUUUCCGACGCGUUCGAGUCGGAAUAAACAGAAGAUUAGGCGAGCGAUCGGGAAGAAGUGUGUGUUAUUUGCCGUCAGCUGGAAAAGCCUUCUCAAAACCUGCUGAUCUGAAAAAAAACGAAGAAGAAGAAGAAGAAGAAAAUUGUCUAUCUGUACAUAUAUAUUUAUAUAUUCCGAACAUGUUUCAAUUCUUCAAGUCGAUUUCACGGAACAACAGUAUGCACAGUUUCAAAGAGGUGAGUGAUGUGUACGGUAUAAAAUUUCUUUACUUUGUUCUCAAAUGCAUCUAUGACUUCGGAAUAGAUGCAGAACAAUACAUUUGUUCAAAAACCGAGAAAACCAGUAAAAAUUAUGCAUAAGGAGUUGAAAUUUCCAUCACAGUCCGGCCUGGCCCAGCCCGUGACAACCAUGGGUUUUAUCAUGGUUUUAUGUAUUUUCCAGUUUAAAUAAUCAUUCACGUGGAUAACUGUGAAGCAAAAAAUAUACUGACCUUAUGGUAGGAAUAUAAAAUCACGAGACCCGAGUCAGUUCCUGCAUCCAUCCCAAAAACCCUUCCAUAUAUGUCCAUAUAUUCAUCCUUUCUAACCAGAAACUCAGCACUAAUCUAAUCCGUGCUGCUCGUCGAGGAAAGAAGAAGAAGAAGACGAAGAACUGUGUUCAUAGUCGAUUCUCAUCUCAUCUGCCAAAGACACCCCCCAAUUAUCCAUGUUUCUUCUUUUCUGUGCUCUCAUGCCCGACCGCCAGGAAACAAUUUUAACCACGCGUGCAAAAACUUCUCCAUCUUCGCAUUCUUCUGUGCUUGGCACUUGUAAUUAAGCCACACUUCUUCCAAUGAUGACCUCAUUCAUUUGACUUCAUUUUCUUCUUCUUUUUUUAUAGCACUUCCGUUUUCAGUUGCAUACUUUGAAUGUUUAGCACUUCCUCUGGUGAUUUGUGAUUUCUUCAAAACCUCAAACAGCUAGCAAACUCAAUCUUUUUUGGGUAAACUUGAAGAUUGUUGAUUCCUAAAAAUAGGGUAGGGUGAAAAUAGACGUCACAGACAAGGCAUAAACAAUUCUGAUGUUCUAAGACAAAAAAAUGUUUUUGGGGGAUAGGAAUAAAACAAUUGCUUUUACAUUAGUCCGAAUAGCGAAUUUUUGUCAAAAUAAACCCUUGUGACUUUACGUUCUGACCCGGUCGCCGGGAUCCUGCCUGAUUGUAAUUUUUGCAACUUUUAAUCAAUUUUAUUGUUAUUUGGGAGAACGUGGCAUAUCUGUGUCAUUUUUCUCAUAAAUAUCACCAAUCAAGAUGAAUAACGCCUAAAGAACUUUUUCAACGAAAAGUUGAGCCUUAUUCCCCAAAAAUUUAGCCGUUUUCCCGCUUCCCGCAAUGGAGUAGGACGUGUGAAGUAAUAUGUAAAUUCGACUAUCCAAAACUUUUUUUUUCCCAUAGCGAGUCACGCUUUUCCAUUUCCCAGAACUUCUCUCACGUACUAUACUAAUUUUAUUCAAAAGUCCCUGAGAAUGUGCCCCCCCCCCUUACACCACCAAAAUUUUUGAGAGAAACGUUCGGAAACCAAUUCUCGGUGGGUGGUUUCCUAUUUUUCCCGACAAGAAAACUUUGCUGGUCUCUGAGGUGCGUCUCCAUUUUUUUUUUUCGUCGCUCUCUUCCUCGCCUACCUUCUUUAAUAUUCUAUUUACGAAAUGUGGUUUUCGUGAAGGGGGAAAAGAAGAAGAAGCAAAUAAGAGUCGUUUGAAUAGGCAAUGAAUAUUCCGCACUUUCUAUUGUUUUCUACAUGUGACCCUUUUUUGUGACUCCUUUCUUUAGUUACUUAGUUUUUGACAGAUUUGCUAAAUUUCGGACUGGCCCGAUGAUUUUGCUAUCUAAAAUCGAUGUCAGUGUUGAAAUCUAUGGAUCAGCCACAUCUGGAUUGUUGGUGCUCAUUUCGUUGGAGUCGGAAUUGCUGCAAGCGUGAGAACACCGUCCGAAAUGAAACGGAUUAGAAUAAUAUGAUAUGAAUUUAAAAAUAGAAACAUUUCCUUCUCUAAUCUCUUUAUCAUCCCGGGGAUAGUGAAAAGUAGGCAUUUUCAUCCUACUCAUCAUUCCUUCAUUCAUCAUAGGUACUUCUACUCCCUUCCCCCUCUCGCUUGCCAAAAUCUUAUUCGGUUAUCCAUCUCUUCCUCUCAAUAGAGCUGAAUCUGAAUUGACAAACGAGUCGUCGGUUCGGUCAUUAGCCCCAUUUCUUUCUAUUUCUGUCCUUCAUCUCAAAACUAGCGCAGUUUCAUUCACAUUCACAUCAGUUUUUUGGCCGAGAAAAAAAAAGAGACAUCAGAAAUGAGGGGAAUCAAGUGUGAGUGACUUUCCGUGGAUCUCGUGCUCAAUCAAGUUCGCACGCUCCUUAUUUCCGAUUCCAGUCCGCCUUUUACCCAUUGCCUCCCAUUUUUCUUUUGCCAUCAUACAUGCAAUCCGAAUCUCCCGCGCACUAACUUCUCUUCCUUCAAAUUCGAGAUGGAAACGGCGUCGACGCCUACGCCUACGCAAGAUCCGCCACCCGGAGCCGCCAGAAACUCAUCGGUCACCAAUAGUCUCUUGAAAACGACGAUGAGUUUGAGAAGAAGUUUUCGAUUCAAAAAGGUAACGUUUCCAAGAAUAUUUUCUUAAAAGAGGUCUCAAGACUGACUGAAAAAGGGGUAAUAGGUUUUGCGCACUCUUCUACUUCCCUCUUGCGGCCGCCACCGACACGAAAAUUUGAUUUCAGUCCCUCCCUCGCCCCUUUCAACGCUUGUUUAACCCGGGUUGUUGGUUGCAACCAAAUUAAAGACGACGAAAACGGCCCUGGACAUCUAUCCGCGACGGAGAGGGGGGCCAGGGGUGGGGGGAAAUGUAAAUGCAGGAGUAGAAGAAAAAAGAAAGAAAAGAAACAGCAUCAUCACAACGAGUCUGGCGCGGAGAUUUGGAGAAAACGCCGCUUUUUUUGCUGAAAAUUCUUAUAAAUUUCCAUGAAUUGAAUUACACCCCUUUCAGCUUAGAAAUCACAUGCUCCCAAGGUCCGGAAAUGGAAGUUUAAAUUUCCCAAGUUUCUUAUCGAGCUCGAUCUUUUUGUUUCUUCUUUUUCUCUCUUUUUGUUUCGCUUACAUCACGCCAUGAGAACGUCCUCUAGUUCUCACAAUCCGAUUUCCGGAUGUUGAUGUUUUAUUUAUGUACAAAAACUAAUCUGUUUUUGUUUAUUUGUGAAUGUUCCCUCUUAUCCAAAAAGUUGGAUAUGGAAAAGGUGUGAGUGGAUUAACACAAGGAUCUCAUUCAUUUCAGCAGACCUCUGUAUCUUUUCUCAUUUUCUUCCUCUUUGAUCAUGUAUUUUCAAAGUGUCUGGAACGUUUGUCUGACCAAACUUCUCUGCAGUGGAAAUAUGAGAGCAAAUAAGCAGAAUCGGGCCCAAAUUUGAUAAAAAAUCGUUAUCAAUAAGUUUGGAUAGAAAUGAUAUUAGCGAUGCUUCUCCUUUUUCAACUCUUUUCCUCGAUUGGUCUGUUUUGAACCCUGCUCAAAGUCGUGAGAAGCGAGAAGUGAGAAGUAAGAAGCCUAACAGUUUUGAUGAAAAAUUCAUUAAAUUCCGCUUCCUCGUCCCAUGAUCUUUCUCUAUUUCUCAAGUUUUUCUGGUCAACAAAAAAAAGAGAAGAAGGCGAAGAUGUUAUCGUGCUCAAGUGGAAAUGGGUUUAAAAGGGCGCCCACUCCCAAUUGUCGAGGAAAAGAGUGAAAGAUUGUACAGCACAUUAUCCGCCUGCGGAAUGGGAUGACGAAAGGCGUUUUUCUCUCCUUUAAAAGACGGAUUCACGGGUGUGAGUUUUGCAGAGGAGCUGUGGUGUUAAUCUUCAAAGGAUCAGUUUUAUCUGUUCGCUUCCACGAUAGAAGAUCAAAAGCACUUUGCCUCUUUGGAGCCCGUUAAGACCAGUUUUCAAUAAUCCCCCCUUUAGAAACCCUAUUUUAAGAAAGGCAAUCUGGUUGCUCGUUCUCUCUCUCUCUCCCUUUCUCAAGGUGCACUUUUUUGUAGUUUCUGGGCUUACUCUUUCAAAAGUUUCUGUAGGAAGUCACAGAAUCACAUCAUUCCACAAAAGCUUAUUCUUCGAAAAAUCAUCGUGUCGUCGGAUGAUUGGCCUGGACUCUCUUCUGCUCCACACACACACACACACACACACCAAAGCCGCUCACUUUUUGCUUGUCUCCGUAUCUCUAAUACCGUUAUCUAUCGGUUUCUGUCGGAGAUUGGGAGAGAGAGAGAGAGAGUUGGAGCCAAUUUAUCAGCGACUCUUGCCCCAACUGUUUUAUUUAUGAUAUGAUCUUCUCUCAGACAGAUUUUCUUCUUCACGUGAAUGUUUUGGUGAAUUUUGAAUUGAAAUUGGCGAAUUCAAUUCCACUUUCUAACGCGUGCGCGUCGGGUGUCACUUGAGCCGCGCGUCUGACCUCAGCACCCAUUGUGUUGAAAAGUCGUCGUCAGAAGUUGUUGAAUUCACCCCCUGAAAUCCAAUUUGGUCAGCCAGAAAGUGCUUAACACCCGGAGAAAGUGCUCCUCCUUCACUUUCACUUUCACUUUCCGACCUAGAAUCCUCGGAUCUUCAACUUCUUGUAGGCGGCUCACUGAACUUUGCUUAAACGAAGCCAACUACAAUGAAUCGAGUAAGGACAAGUCAUUAAGCAGAAAAAAAAAGAGUCAGCAUUAGGCUUCAAUGAAUCCAAAAUCCUCCUUUUCCCUUUUCUGGUCUACUAAUCCCUCCCCAAUUCCUUUAUUAUUUCAGUCGGAUGAGUCGAGAAUGAGCUUCGAACACCGUUCUGUCGUCCGGCUCUUCAGCAACAGCUCCACGAGUGAGGAUUCUGACUUGUGACUCCAAAAAAGGUCAAAUUGCAGCUUCGAAUGGAAGCCGAAAGACGUCCGUCCCGUCGGCAGUCAUCGCUUCGGCGCCGUUGAUGUCAGCAGCAAUUGGCGACGGUUUGGGAACCCAUCUUUGUGAGUCCACUAAAACUAUGUACUUGAAACUUGAAGUUAUGCGUUUCAUGUUUCGCUUCAAGAAAAAGGGUGUGCUAGUAUGUCCAUUAACGCAUAUUUUCGUUUGUUAUAACUGUUUUUCCUUUUUCCAUUCUCCCAGGUAUCCCAGAAGAAUUAUCAUCAUCCCAAAACACAAAAAUAACGCAAACAUGAAGAGGAGACAAGAAAUAGUAUAGCUAACCUGGCGUGUGCGCGUUUUGUAUUGAAUUUCUCUCGCUUCUGAACCUGAAUGAGCAAAUUUGGGGUGGGGAUGGACUCGAAUCGAAUGGAAAAAAGCGAGGGAACACGAAUAACUCAAUUUCACAAUCAAACUCUGGACAUUACACAACGUUUCGGCGAUGUCAACUUCUUCACCCACUUGCUACUUUUCCUGGCGCGAAAAACAUCUCCUUUUCUCUUAUUGAAUGUCAGUUUUAAAUCAAAUUCCAGCCCCUUCUUCGGUUUCCUUUUCUCUUCUUCCUCACAUCGGUAAACACGCCGAAAGUAGCCAUUUCUCUCACUUUUGCUCCUUGUUCCAUUUUUCGGCAUUUUUCUUUUCCGCCUUUCCACUUUCGCCGGCCUAGUUGAUGAUGUGAAGACGAAUGAAUGAAUGCGUGAUCCGUUGUUUUUGACGUGUCAGAAAAAUAUAUAUGCUAGUGCUUAUGUUCAGUUCAAAUAAGCAUCAAGCGUCGCGACGAGGAGGAGGAGAAUCUUGAAUUAAAAAUUCUGCGCGUCUUCCUACGGACGUAUUCAUAUUCAUUUUUAGCUAGGGGGUAUGGAAAUGAAAGUAUCCGACACACAUCAGUGCAUUUUCAAAAACUGGAGAAAAAAGAGCGUCGUUAAACAAAACACAAAGGAUAAAAAGUUGAGGGAUAAUGAAAACAGACAUAUUCAGAUUUAUCCUUCAAUCUCGUAUAAUUGUAGCCCAUCAAUAAUUUAGUAUUUUCAAAUCAAUCUCGUCUUUUUCUUUUCCUUUCCCAACAAGCUCAACACUUUCGAUCAAAGGCUUCUUCUUUUUCUUCUUCUUCUUCUUCUUCUACUACUUUCCAGUCACUUUCUGAGCAAAAAAAUUAGCUCAAUCGCAACUCAACUCAACUCAAGUCACAUGACAUAAGGACAGUGUCCUAGUAGGCAUCCCAGAACAAAAAAUGCAGACAUUGCUAAUGUGCGCGUUUGCACAUUUAUUUCCAGAAUAUGAUAAUCUUUUUAUGUUGCGAUAUUGCGAUCGCUAAUAACCGUAGUUCGGAUUGUUUUCCAAUUAAUUUCAGAAGCCCUCAACGCACUUUUUGUACAGAAAAUUGGUGUGUCUGCGAGCGCGAAGAAAAACUAAUCGAAAAAUCAGAAUUGGAUGAGAUGUUCGCGCGAAAAUUGAUGGUUGCAUCGCAUGCACACAACGCUCUAGACUGGUUAGAAAAGAAGCAAAAAGUAGGGAAUUAUUUUCACCAUGUGCCUUUCGUUAUUCUCAAUCUGCAAAGAAAGUUCGUCAGUGGUGGCGCCGGCGACACGGACCACUUUUGCCGAUAUUGUAACUAUUGCGACGGAGGCUUCUGCAAAACGUGAGUGAGUGUGAAGACCGAAAAGUCAUCGUCUGCUGUCAUAUCAAUAGGUCAAUCAUCGAUGAUUCCUCUCUUUCUCUCUUUUUCUCUUUCAAGAAGAUACCUUCAGGCGGAAACUAG